This is a messenger RNA of Pollicipes pollicipes, 2900 nucleotides long. It is a transcript of the gene Elys, whose product is annotated as AT hook containing transcription factor 1 homolog. NCBI's taxonomy places the organism in Eukaryota, Metazoa, Arthropoda, Thecostraca, Pollicipedomorpha, Pollicipedidae. Bases 72 to 2900 code for a protein of 942 amino acids. The record is from RefSeq and is a predicted model, not a curated record. The transcript has 5 exons.
CACACAAGGUAACCGCGCUGACAGCGCUGCGCGUGCCGCCCUCCGACGACGUGUGCCGGCCGCUGCUGGAGAUGGCCGCCGUGGUCGCGGUCGGCACGCAGGACGGCUUCGUGUUGCUGCUCGACCUCGGCCUGGACGCGCCCGUGCGCACUGACGAGCGAGCGCCCGGCAUGCUCUCGUACGUGACCGUGCUGGAGCCGGCCGUAGCGCAGCGGCGCGCCGAGCAGGCGGCGCUGGGCAACCACCUCUGCCUGCCGCUAAACGACGCGUCCGUGGAGGCGGGCGUGUUCGCGCACCGGACGGCGCGCGGCCUGCUGGAGCACGCGCAGCCGGCCGCCGACACCUGGGUGUCGGCCGUGCAGUACGUGCCGCAGCUGCGCAGCCUGGUGGUCGGCCUCAGCUUCGGCUGCUUCCAGAUCUGGGACCUGGAGACGCUGCAGAUGGACUUUGCCAGCCGGUACGAGCCGGGCCUGCUGCCCGUGGUCAGCUGCGUCUUCCUCGAGCCCGAGAACGACCCGCGCCGCUUCGUCUACCUGUGGAUGCUGCACAGCGUGCCGGCCUACCACGACAUGAGCGGCUCAGUGGCGUCGGCGGCGCUGUACGCGCUUAUCUACAGCGAACGCCAGUGGGCGCAGGAUGUGCCCGUCUACCGUGGCCUCGAGCAGGUCGGCCUCAAGCUCGUCUAUGACCUGACCACCACGCCCGAGCAGCCGAACCCGAGCGGCGUGCUCGCCAGCUGUCUGCUGGCGGCCGUCGCGCUGCCGGCGCCGGCCGGCGACGUCAGCGCCGGCGGCGGCGCCGACGACAGCCUCGUGUCGCGCGACGUCACGCGCUGCGCGCUGGCCUGGGAGGCGUGGACUGCCGACGGCUCCUCCACGUGCACGUGUCUGGCGCUGUUCGACCUGAACCGCUGGUACCAGGCGCACAUGCCGCACGCCGUGGACGCGGCGGCACUCGAGCGCUGCGAGUACCUGCGCUUCUUUUCGCUGGACGUGAGCCAGGGCAUUGUGCUCGGCGUGGCGGUGCGCGAGCUGGAGCCACGCUCGGGGCUGCUGUCGGCCACGCUGCUGCUGGAUGUAGGCGUGCUGCCGGUGACGUUCGUCGGCCCGCAGGAGCGGCUGUUGCGCUGCACGCUGCGCGCGCUGCUCGACUGGCUGUGGCGGCGCGCCGUCGACGUGGUGACGCAGCUGGACGCCGCGUGUGUGCGCCUGUUCGAUCUGAGCGGCGGUCCGCUGGCGCCCGACGAGACGGAGGUGCUGCACGCGCUGCGCGCGCAGCUGGACGGACUCGGCCACGUGCUGCACACCAUGGCUACCCGUACCGUGAACACAGACGUAGGUCUCGGCGAGCUCGAGUCCAAGAGCUACGUGCUGCGCGUGCGCAGCCUCCACGCGUCGGUGAUCCUGUGGUUAUGCCACGCGGGCCUGCUGCCCGAGCAGGCGGAGGCGGACGAUGGAGGUGAUCCGCUCGAGUUCGCGUUCCCGGGCAGUGCUCUGGCUGCCUGGUACGGCGAGCGGCGCCGCAAGCUGGGCGGACGCCUGCUGAUGGUGGACGGCUUGGUGGAGGAGUUGGGUGAGCCGUUGCGCCAGCUCUGGCAGGAAGACGGUGACGGCCACUACCCGCCGCGCUCGCUGCACGCUCUCACGCGUGCCUACCUGCUGGACGGUGUGCCGGACGUGCGCAAGCACCGGCUCACUCACUAUCUUCUGAUGGACUUGGGCCGCCUGUUGUCCGACGAGCACUGCGAUACGCUCAAGUCGUUUCCGUCCACGUUCGCCAUGUCGCCGAGUCUCAUCAAGCUGACGCACGCCUUCUGGAACCUGGACCACGGCAACAUCGAGUCGGCGCUGGUGUUCCUGAUGGACCCGUUGGUGCAGUCGGCCGACCUCACCGCCUGGCAGCACCGGCGCAUCGUGGAGUCGCUGUUGGCGCAGGGCGAGCCGCGCGCGGCGCUGCAAUACGCGCGCGCCCGCCACCUCCCGGCGCCGCAGCUGGCUGACCUGCGCCUUCACCUGCGCGUGCUGCUUGAUAACGGCCUGGUGACUGAGGCGCUCAAGUACGAGCAGCGGCACCGCGCCAUCGGCGGCGACCGGCUGGUGCGCUGGCUGCUGGCCGGCUGCCAGGAGCGGCGGCUGCUGGUGCAGCUGAUGCGGCUGCCGUUGGACGCGUCGGUGGAGCGGCAGUUCGUCGACUUCCUGCUGGAGAGCCCGGAGAAGGACUGUGGCGAGCUGCUGCACGUUUUCUAUCUGCAGCGCGGCCGAUACCAGGACGCCAUCCGGUUACAGCGGCGGCUGUCGGCCGGCGUGCCAGCGGCCGACCCGGACCGCGCCGGCUUCCGCGACUCGCUGCAUCAGCUACUGCCGGGCCUGUCGAUCUUGAAGGUGCGCCGCUUCCUGGAGUCGAGUGGCGGGCGCAGCGCGGCCGAGGAGACGCCCUCCAAGCAGCUGCGGUUCGGCCUGUUGCGCGGCCGCCGCUCACUGGAGGAGAGCCGGGCCUCGUCGGACCGCGGCGCCGACGAUGUCACGCCGCCCCCGCGCGGCCUGCUGCCCUCGCUCUUCACGCCCGGCACGACGCCGGCGCCGCCGGACGUGGCCUGGCGCCCGAUCCCUGUGCCCCCGCUGCCGACAGCGGACGCCGAGCGCUCUCCUUUGCCCGAGCCGGCGUCGCCUCCGCGCAAACGCCAGUCACUGGCCAGUGAACUGGACGACAGCGAGUUCUUCAGCUUCGAGGCCAGCCCGACGGCGGCGGUGCCCGACAUGACGCUUGAGUUCUUCGACCGUGAGCGUCGGCUGUGCCUGGUGGAGCGCUCCUGGCACGACAGCGACGGUGAGGACGAGCGGGCGCUAACGCUGGGCGGCGACGUGCUGCGCCGGUCGCGCUCAGAAGGCGACGCCACCUGA